CUUCCUAUAUACACGUGUUCGAUGAUAAAAUAUGUACACACAACAUACACUACAGGUAAAGAACCGGUCCCGUCCCGUCCUGUACCGAGUUAAACAGGUACAGAUCCCAUCCCGUUCCAUAUUGCACAGAUACAGGUACAAGGUACAGGUACCAGCCAUAGGAAGGUACAGGUACUGAGCUAGGGAAAAAUCCGUACCCUACCGUCCCAUGUGCAGCCGUGCCGAAGAAUAGAACAUUUGGGCUCUUGGUGAGAUUUUAAGUUCUUAAACCGAGUUCCACUUUCUGUCAAAAGAAAAUUUUCAAAAAACAAUAAAACACUGAGUUCCACUUUAAAAGCUUUGCUCUUUAUGAUUCAUUCAUUGAAUAUCUCGUCACAGUCCAUGUGCUCACAAAUCAAACAGUGAACUUUUCUCUCCCAGUCUUCCCAGAAUCCAAUCGGCAUUCACCUCCAUUGAAAUCUACUAAUAAUCAUGUAAUCUUCCGUUCUCAUUGCCUGCCCAGAAGAUUUUCUAGGCCGGUUUCUGUAAAAAAAAAAAAAAAUCUUCCUUUGAGCUUAAUUUCAUCAGAAACCUUGGAUUUUAACUCUGGGUUUGUUUAAGAUGGUUUCAACAAUUCAGAAGAAAACCCUUCAUUCAAUUUUAGCAAGUAAGUUAAACAAACUAUGUAUACCAUCUUCAACAUCACCAAAUUCUGGUGGUGGUGAUGAAGAUUUUGAUUUCUCUGAAGUAUUUGGUCCAUUAACUUCUUCAUCUACACCAUAUCUUAUGGACCCAGAAAUUAUUCAUAGUAGAUCUCAUUCUUUUGUUGGUCCUUCUCCUAGAUUUACAACUUCUACUUCUUUACCUUUAUCUAUUGAACAAGAAACUGGUUUACAAAGUUGUGAUGAAGAAGAAGAAGAAGAAGAAGAAGAAGAAGAGGAAGAAGAAGAAGAAGAAGAAGAAGAAGAGGAAGAAGAAGAAGAAAAAAAAGAAGUUAGUAAAAUGGGUCCUGGAGAUUUUGUGAUAAUGAGGGUUGUUGGGCAAGGGGCAUUUGGGAAAGUGUUUUUAGUGAGAAAAAAAGGGUUUGAUGAAAAUGAUGAGAGUGAUGGGAUUUUUGCAAUGAAAGUGAUGAGAAAAGAUACAAUUAUUAAGAAGAAUCAUGUGGAUUAUAUGAGAGCUGAGAGAGAUAUAUUAACUAAAGUUGAUCAUCCUUUUAUUGUUCAGCUCAGAUAUUCCUUUCAGACGAAGUCUAAGCUGUAUCUGAUCCUGGAUUUUAUAAAUGGAGGACAUCUCUUCUUUCAUCUGUAUCGGCAGGGAAUUUUCAGUGAGGAUCAAGCAAGGGUUUAUACUGCCGAGAUAGUUUCUGCUGUUUCACAUCUUCACGAGAGGGGAAUCGUGCACCGGGAUCUUAAACCUGAAAAUAUCCUUAUGGACAGUGACGGGCAUGUUAUGCUAACUGACUUUGGAAUGGCAAAAGAAAUUGACGAAUCAAGCCGAUCAAAUUCAAUGUGUGGAACAACAGAAUACAUGGCUCCGGAGAUCUUGCAGUCUAAGGGCCACAAUAAAGAUGCGGAUUGGUGGAGCGUCGGGGUACUCCUGUAUGAAAUGUUAACUGGCCAGCCUCCGUACACACACGCCAAUCGGCAGAAACUUCAACAGAAAAUCAUUAAAGAAAAGUUCAAGCUCCCACCGUUCUUGACCAGUGAAGCUCACUCUUUACUUAAAGCGCUACUGCAAAAAGAGCCAGAAAGAAGGUUGGGCAGUGGGCCUACCGGAGCAGACGAAAUAAAGAAGCAUAAAUGGUUCAAGUCGGUAAAUUGGAAGAAGUUAGACGAGAGAGAAUUCAAACCGAAGUUCAAACCAGAUGUAUCUGGCACAGAUUGCACAGCAAAUUUCGAUCAGUGCUGGCUAGCAAUGCCGGCGGACGACUCACCAGCUCCCACACCAACUUCAGGUGAACAUUUCCAUGGGUAUACAUAUGUUGCACCCAACCCAUGGCUAUCAAACGAGUCAUUAUGACUAAGCUAUGCCAAAAACCUUAUUUUUCUUCUAAUUGGGUGUCAUUGUAAAUUAUCAUGGGCAUUGCGUCAAUGGGUUGCAUACUCGUAAAACUGGUCUUCUGCAUGUUUAAUUUCCAAGUUUAUAACUUUUAUGGACCGAUGAUAAUAGUUAAAACUUAAAAUUGGAUUAUUAGUGAUCUU
Molecule: messenger RNA, 2180 nt
Organism: Papaver somniferum (opium poppy)
Lineage: Eukaryota; Viridiplantae; Streptophyta; Magnoliopsida; Ranunculales; Papaveraceae
Product: serine/threonine-protein kinase AtPK1/AtPK6-like
Exons: 7
Coding region: 601-1998 (465 amino acids)
Biological process (GO): protein phosphorylation
Molecular function (GO): protein serine/threonine kinase activity; ATP binding
Source: RefSeq, a predicted model, not a curated record